Molecule: messenger RNA, 2325 nt
Organism: Trichobilharzia szidati
Lineage: Eukaryota; Metazoa; Platyhelminthes; Trematoda; Strigeidida; Schistosomatidae
Source: the annotation of a GenBank genome assembly
AAAGCCGCGAGUUUCGCAAGUGUUGUUACUUAGUCCACGUAUUUUUGCUGUUCUACUUCCGUAAAAUGGUCGGAGUCCCACCAACGAAGCAUGAAAUAGUGACAAUUCUAAACAAACUGAAAUCUCUGCCAUGUAACAAGCAAUGUUUUGAUUGUGGUGCUACUAAUCCUACAUGGGCUAGUGUAACUUAUGGAGUUUUUCUUUGCAUCGACUGUUCAGCAGUUCAUCGUUCCCUUGGGGUUCACCUUAGCUUCAUUCGUUCCACUCAACUGGAUACUAAUUGGUCUUGGGUUCAACUGCGUGCUAUGCAAGUCGGGGGAAAUCAAAAUGCAUUAUCGUUCUUCACGCAGAAUAAUUGCCGUUCGUUGGACGCACAAGAGAAGUAUCAAAGCCGGGCUGCUCAACUUUACCGAACCAAACUGGAGAAGUUAGCCGUUGAAGCGGUUAAAACUCAUGGGAACAAAUUGAUCAUAGAAGCAGAUGAAGAAAAAGGAAAAUGUGAUAAAGUGGCCGAUUUUUUUGAGCUCCACACAGAAUGUAUUUCGGAUAACGAUAUGAGGCCUGACAGGCCUGCUGCAGUAGUUCCAAAGGUGACUUUGGAAGAAAAAACAAUCGGACCAACUGUCGAUAAUUUAUUCAAUUCCCCAACGUCUGACUCCACUUCUGCCAAGGCAACCUCAGUAAUCGGCGGUCGAAAAACAAACGCUACUCGGCUUGGGGCCAAAAAAGGUGGUUUGGGUGCAGCAAAGGUGAAAACGGAUUUCUCGGCGAUAGUUUCAGCUGCUGAAAAUGCUGAUGCACGGAAAGAAAGUCAGCUCCACUCAACCAACAAUGAUGUUCAAGAUCAGGAAAAAACUGACAAUGAACGAAUUGCGUCGCUUCGCUUAGCUUAUAAAGAUAUCACUGAUGAAUGCGAAAAACAAGAUGCUGUCAAUGCGAAAUCUACAGAUCCACAACGAGCUAAACAGGCCGAGCGCCUUGGUAUGGGUAAAAUUGGAUCGGGUAAUAGGGAAAUAUCUCAUUCAGCAUUUGCAAAUGUUCAAAGGAUAGAGCAGGAGAAUUCAGAACCUACUCACAUUUCAUCAUCGACCAGUUCAACUUUAGAUCCCUUCUUCACUUCAAGUUAUGGUAGUCGAGAUCGUGAUACGAAUAACUUUUUCCGUUCCACGGAUGAUCAUUUAUUCGGAGGUUCAACAGCUUCUUCAGGCAUUAAUGGGGAAUGGUCAAAAGGCAAGCAAAGAGGUGAUGAAUGGGAUGAAUAUUUCUCGGAUCCUUUCGAUCGAAAGUCAAGAAAGACACAAAACUAUUCUGUUACGGAGGAUGUCAGCAAUAAGUCACCCAGUAAACAACCUUCAAGCCUGUCAUCUGUAAAGCCAGAUACAAAAUCAGAUUCCGAUGAGUUGAUCAAAAAGUUUGCUAAUGCAACUUCUAUAUCAUCAGAUGCAUUUUUUGAUCGAGAUGAGUCUGAGUCUGAUGGACUUUCAAGAUUCCAAGGCAGUUCAUCCAUUUCUAGUGAUGAUUAUUUUGGUCGUCCUAAGGUAAAACAAUCACAGAUGUCUAAUGAACUGCAAAAUAUCAAAGAUGGUGUUAAACAAAGCGUGACCAAAGUUGCUGGUCGUCUGUCACAUUUGGCGAAUGAUAUGGUUCAUACGCUCCAGGAUCGUUUUGGUUGAUUCUACGCAAUGUGUGGUACUUUUGACCAUUUCGUGAUUUCAUCACCCUAUAUGACUAUCACAAAUUUUUUCUCUUUUGCGGUUGCAGUGGGCAUUUUUCUUUAUCCGGCUGUGUUUAUUUAUUUUCUGAACUCUAACUUUUCCUUGUUUGUUCUUCUUUUCUACAAAGUAUUUUUGUUGAUGUAUUUGUGUAAACGUACUAAACUGUAAGUGCUAUGAUACACAUUUCAUCCUUAAUAUAAAUAUAGGCAUUAUGAAUAUUCGAAAAUCUGAUACAUGUAAAUCAAGUAAACAGUGUUGUGUAAAGUAGCUUAUCCGUCCUCUUUAUCACCAUUGCUUUGUUGUAAUGGUGUUCUGAUUUUCACGAUUCAAUCUUACUGUUAGCAUGAAAUGCUGUUUAGUGUUUUGUUUUUUUCCGAUAGUUUGUACUUCUGACGUUGAUACUAUCUCAAGGUAAUGAUAUAAAAAGUGGAGAAUAAUUGAUUUUUGAUAUCUAUGGCUUCAUUUUUUCCUGUAGGAAUGUGAAUAGUGAAUUUCACACUGAAAUCUUUGAAUAGCUCACUGGUAGAAGUGAACCGACUUUCAACCAGAAGGUCCUGUAUUCAAGUCCUGCUCAACAUAGUAUAGCCUGGGCAGUUGAGUAGUAUGAUCA